AUGACCUCGAGAUUCCCAAGCUCUCGCCCCCUGGGCCAAAAUGGACCCGUCGUGCCAGCUAUGGGCUUUGGCUUGAUGAUGAUGACCUCGCCAAGCUAUGGUGUCUUGCCUACAGACGACGAACGGUUCGCCCUCCUUGACCGCGCAGUUGAGAUCGGAGCAACCUUCUGGGAUACUUCUGAUCUCUACGGCGACAACGAGGAACUGUUAGCCAAAUGGUUUAAGAAAACCGGAAAGCGAGAUCAUAUCUUCCUUGCAUCUAAGUUUGGAUACGUGCGAGGAAGCAAGACUCUGGAGAUCGAUUCCUCAGCUCAGUACUGCAAGAAAGCUUGCGAUGUGACCCUGAAAGCUUUGGGUAUUGAGUGCAUUGACCUCUACUAUGCACACAAUGUUGAUACGGUAACACCAAUCGAAGAAACCAUGCGAGCUCUUGUGGAACUACGAAAUGAAGGCAAAAUCAAGCACAUCGGACUAUCAAUGGUAUCGUCCAGCACCCUUCGACGAGCGAGCAAGGUUGCAGCUGUUACUGCAUACCAGCCGGGGUAUUCUCUCUUUGAUCGCGAUAUUGAGGGCCCCGAUGGGACUGAUGCUCUCGCUACAUGCCGCGAACUUGGAAUUGCUAUCGUCGCAGCGACACCUUUGAGUAGAGGUUUACUCACCUCAACCUUCAGUGGCGGAGAUCCCGUCGGCAGUACCGAUAGCCGAAGAAUGAUGCCGCGGUUUCAGGAUGGUCAGCGAGAGUUUAAUGUUAAAGUGGCGGAACAAAUCAAGGCUGUUGCCGAUAAGAAAGGUUGCACCUUGUCUCAACUGGCUCUCGCCUGGCUUUUGAAGCAGGGCAAUGAUAUAUUUCCGAUUCCUGGUACCAGAAGGAUCAAAUACCUAGAAGAGAACUGGCGUGCUCUUGAAAUCUCGCUGACUGACGAAGAGGAAGCGAGUAUCAGAGCGAUCAUUGAGAAGACCCCUGUUGCUGGUGGUAGCGUUCCUCCACAAUUCACUGCGCUCAUAUUUCGGGACACCGAAGAGGAAUAA
Molecule: messenger RNA, 1029 nt
Organism: Penicillium lagena
Lineage: Eukaryota; Fungi; Ascomycota; Eurotiomycetes; Eurotiales; Aspergillaceae
Product: putative aldo-keto reductase (AKR13)
Exons: 4
Coding region: 1-1029 (342 amino acids)
Cellular component (GO): cytoplasm
Source: RefSeq, a predicted model, not a curated record